Heterocephalus glaber (naked mole-rat) is the source of this 3041-nucleotide messenger RNA. NCBI's taxonomy places the organism in Eukaryota, Metazoa, Chordata, Mammalia, Rodentia, Bathyergidae. The record is from RefSeq and is a predicted model, not a curated record.
GUUGGGGAAGGCACGUUUUGUGCCGGGGCUGAAUGCUCAUUUCUACCUCUGGAAAUUUCCCUAGGCUUGAACCUCAAGCUCACUUUCCGUCUUUUUAAGGGAUGAGAUUAGCUUAAUGGCAGAGGCAAUGAAGAUUAGGAUUUUAACAUGGUUUGGCUAGUUUUUCAGGCGAAAAAUGCCAGUAACUUUGUUGUUUUAAUAAAGCUAAAACAGAAUGGUUCGUGUUUGGAAUUUUUCAAAUCAGGAAGCUUCCUGUGCUCCAUGAACAACAACAACAUACUAACAAUUUAGAGACUUGGGGGAAGUGGGACAAAAAGUUUUAAAUGUGUAAUCAUUUUUAGGCAUGAGCAUAAGGUAAACAGAAGGUUUUAAAGAAAUAAUUUCAGUGGAUGUAUAAUAGCUAAAUAGCACUUUCUUCCACAUGGAAAAAUAAACUACAGGAAUAAUUACUCUUCUCCAGCCUUUGAAUCUUGACAACCCAAACAGCUCCAAAGCCUACUCCUUGGAGAUCCAAGCCACAGACACUGGAAACAAUACCGGCACGUACGCAUUCACCGUGUGGGUGGAGAGUGCAGACGAUGCCAUCUCCUGUGACCCAGGCUUUCUAACAGCUGAUGUAUUGUCCAGGUGUGUCCCUGUCUGUUCCUGAAGAUGUCCCUGCCUUGACCUUUAUAUACAUGAUUCUUUCAAGAGACCCAGAUCCGGGACAAGAAGUUGAAUUUUUAAUACUAAAUUCUUCAAGUAAUGCCACUACCUAUUUUGCUUUGGAUUCAUUGAAUGGUGUCAUUUCUAAAACUGCUGAGCCUCCUUUGGACUAUGAAACAAAUCCUAAGAACAAUGUUUACUAGAAAUGGUGUUAGCAGGAAUCCUUAUUUUGUCAUGAUUUUCAAAGAUAUUGUUUGAAAGUUUCAAAUAAGAAUGGCGUUUGCUGUAGGGUUUUGCAUUUCCAGUUCGUGGUCGCUGUGAGAGCCCGGGGCAGAGGCCCCACGGAGUCCUGCGUGGGUACGGUCACCCUGCACAUCCAGGACGUCAACGACGAGAGCCCCGUUCUCACAUACAUGCCGGACGCUCCUCUACAUAUUCACGAAAAUGUGCCGCUUGGCACGAAGCUGGUGACGUUAACAGCGACUGACAGAGAUGCAGAGGACUCGGUGCGCUAUGAGUUUGUAGGAACACACAAAGAAUUUUUUAUAAAUGAAGAUUCAGGAGAGGUUACAGUUGCCUAUCCUUUAGAUUAUGAAGAUGUUGGCAUCCCAAAGUCUUGGGUAUUACGUGUCAGAGUUUAUGACAGCCAAUGGGCACAUUCAACAACUGGGACAUUCACGGUGAUUCUACAGGAUGUGAAUGACAACCCACCUCGGUGCUCCCAGGAUAUUUACGUAAUUGAGCUUGCUGAAAACACGCCAGUCGGAACUCAUUUAGUCUCCCUGGCCUGCAUAGAUAUGGAUGGAGCUUUUCCCAAUAGCAACAUAACUUAUCAUUUGAUUAUGGAUCCUUUUUCAAAUGAAACCUUUAGUCUCACAAACAAUGAGCUAAAAGUUGGACCUAAACAUCUAAAUUCUGACAAUGCUAUUUUUGUAGGAAUGCACUUCAAAUAUACGCUGUUUGUGAAAGUCUCUGAUGAAGGAAGUCCUGUCCUUUCAACAAUGAUUACAGUCAUUAUAAGGGUGAUUCGCAUAAAUGAGCUGGAACCAGUUGGAACUACCUCAGCAUUUACCUUCAGUAUACUGGAAAAUAGUCCAGUUGAUACACUCGUGGGAAAACUUACAUUUACAGAUGCAGACUGGCCAUUUAACAAUCUAAAAUACACCAUUAUUGGAGGCCAUUUGGGAAUGCCACCCAGAUUUUACAUGGAACCAGACACAGGAAUGAUAAAGCUACUGGAGUCACUAGACAGGGAAACUGAAUCACAGUACAAGAUAGUUGUGAGAAUUACAGACAUGGACAAUGAUGCUGCCCCUGACCCCCUUAGACAGAGAAGUGCGACUGCUCAGGUGAUGGUCAACGUCCUGAACGUGAACGAUGAACCUCCUAUGUGUCAUCCACCGCAUUUGGAAACUCGGAUUUAUUCCACGGUCAAAGGCCCUUUUAUUCAACUCAACUGUUCAGACACAGACUCUCCACAGGGACAGCUCAGCUAUUUAAUUGUAGGAGGAAAUACAAAUAAUCAGUUCACACUUUGGAGACUGGGUGUUGAUCCUCCUUCUCUGGCCACCGGGCAGCAUUUCCAGUAUGAUGGAUUUCAGGGAAUUCAAGACCCUGUGACUUUCCAGUUACUCGUGCAAGUCACUGAUGAAUUAGGUGGGAAUACAGCUCGUCAGCUGUCAGCCACUUCUACCAUCAUCGUGCAUGUGGUUCCCUGGAUCACAUCACGGCCAGCUUCGUCCACAAAGGCAGCUUCAACGACAAUGACUACUUCUGUGGAAAGGAAGAUCUUGUAUUAUUGGAGCCCGGAUAGCUGGUUCCCCGCGGUGCUGACCCUGACUGGAGCUCUUCUCCUGAUGUGCCUGUAUGCUCUCUCGUGGUGCCUCUUCAAAGAUGUGCCCGCCUGUUCAAGAUUAUUCCCUCACUGCGACCAACAGCGGAGUCAUUCUAAUCUCGCUGCCAAGGAGCCAGGUUUGGGACCACGCCAUGGAAAUUCACUGGGUAAGGACCCCAAGCCAAGCACAAAACUCAGCUUGCUGCCUGGAAAUCAUCAGUGACAGUAAUGCGAUAUCCGUUCAGCAAUGAGACAGACGAUGCUGAGCUGUUGGACAAUUAAGAAAGGAAAGUGAUCCGGAUAGAAGACAUUGGAUUUAACCCACGUAAAGGUCACCCUCUCUUUAUGUCACUCGCUUUCUUUGAAAAGGUCUCUUAAAACACAACUUCUAACAUUAGAAUAAAAUCAAUAUUUCCAACAGAGCUUGGAUAUUUUUGUAUAACCUCUCACAUAUUUGAUAGGUUUGAAUUGCACUGUUGUAGUAUGAUAAGAUUUAUAUGCUAUAGAGUUAGAUUUGUUUUCAGUUAAAAAUUUACACUGUUAUGCUAAUCACCAAUAAAGU